AUGGUUCAAAUCAAAGGAGGAGUCAUAUUCGCCGGCAUCCAAAUAUCACACCUUCUUGUUCCCUUGCUAUUGAUAUUCCUCAGUAUGUCUGCAGUUCUGGGUGAAGACAAUAUUCUGGCACAAGAUCAAAGAGUGAUUAAAAAGCAGAUCCCAGAAGGUUCAACCAAAUCGUUGAAUACUGGAACAGUGUCAGUGUCACUCAAGCGGAGAGAUGCAGACUGUCCAGAUAAGUAUGUGCUCCAAAAUGAUAGAUGUGUCAAGCUAAGACCACGCCGAAACCGUCCAGGACGUGGAGGGAGAUAA
Molecule: messenger RNA, 303 nt
Organism: Puccinia triticina
Lineage: Eukaryota; Fungi; Basidiomycota; Pucciniomycetes; Pucciniales; Pucciniaceae
Exons: 1
Coding region: 1-303 (100 amino acids)
Source: RefSeq, a predicted model, not a curated record